UUGAAGAUGCAACUGAAUGUAUUGUGGAUACUGGUUGCCUUGCUUGUCUUGUCAACAGCAAGGUUUACAAAACGGAAGACACAUAAACAACUGGUAAAAGAUUGUACCGAAUAUGGCAAAGAACAAUUAACAAACUUUAAAAAGAAAAAUCAGGAAGGAGAAGAUAUAGAGGAACAUUCGUUUGAUUUACUGAGAUGGAGAAAGAAAGAGUCCAGUGAACUAGAGUAUGCAGCUAUACUCACUUUAGAGGCCACAAAGAAACUUAAAACAGACACUGGGAUGUGUUUAUCUGAACUUCAGAAUGACCCGGAGUUGUUAGAGAUCUGGCACAGUCUUGUCGACUGUAGAAAUUUCACGGGCACCUGUGACGUAGACUACCCAUACCGAUCUGCCGAUGGAUCUUGUAACAAUAUCAAUUAUCCUGAGUGGGGCAAGUCAUUUACACCCCAGGAACGAUUUAUACCUGCUCAUUAUGAAGAUGGUAUAGAUUAUCCACGUGAUUAUGACCUACCUAGCCCUCGAUUGAUCAGUAAUAAACUGUUCAAUGAUACUGGUGAAGCUAGUUACGACAGGAGAAAGACUGCAGAAAUGAUGGCAUGGGGACAACUCUUGGCUCACGACUUUGUACUAACACCAACAAUAGCAAAAGUGGACUGUUGUGAUGAAGCAAAUGAAGACAAUCCUGCUUGUUUCCCCAUUGAGGUACCAGAGGAUGAUGCACAUUUCUCGUCUACCUGUAUGAACUUUGUACGGUCGUCUCCAGCUACGAUAGGAUGUGUUCCAGCACAUAGGGAACAAGUAAAUGAAUUAACCUCGUAUAUUGAUGGUUCUAUGCUGUACGGAUCAACCAAGAAAGAGAUGGAUAGUCUACGAGAGUUUUCUGGAGGUCGAAUGAGGUGUACAGAUACGAAUCUGUUACCUGAAAAUUCUGCUGGAAUGUGUCUGAAGUUGAAUAAGAAUGAUAUCUGUCAAGCUGCUGGCGAUAGCAGAGUAGAUGUCGUGCCAAAUCUUGGAGGAAACCAUAUUUUAUUGAUGCGAGAACAUAACAGGAUAGCAGAUGAACUUGUAGUAGUAAAUCCCCAUUGGGAUGAUGAAAGAGUUUUUCAAGAAACACGAAAAAUUGUAGGUGCAAUGAUACAACACAUAUCUUAUAAUGAAUAUUUACCUGGUGUAAUUGGUCCUGAUGCUAUGACUUAUUACGACCUUGAGUUAUCACCAUGGGGAUAUGACGACCCUUACGAUCCAGAUCUAAAUCCAUCAGUUCGAAAUGCAUUUGCAGCUGCUGCGUUCCGGUUUGGACAUUCUCAAGUCAUGCCAGAACAAGCUUACCUGUUCCAUGAUUAUGUCUCGUUUGAACACUAUCCACUGGAAAAAGAGUUUAUGAAUACACACAUGAUACAAAAAAAUAAAGGAAAACAAGUACCAGCCUUGAUGAGAUGGUUGUCAUACGAUAAAGCCAUGGAUACUGAUAGAUUUUUCGUAAAAGAAAUAAGAGAUCUUCUGUUUCUGAAAAAUGGCAAGAGUUCCGAUCUUCCAGCGAUAAAUAUUCAGAGAGGAAGAGAUCAUGGCCUUCCAGCAUAUAAUGCUUUUAGAGAACAUUGUGGUCUAUCAACUGUUACACGAUGGAAUCCGAAUGCGGACGAGGGUUUGGCGGAUCAUAGAUGGAGUGUUACCCGGAUAUUGAAAGAUCUCUACCAGAAUGUGGCGGACAUUGAUUUGUUUGCAGGAGCGAUCACAGAAAAUAAAGUUCCAGGUGGACUUGUGGGACCUACAUUUGCUUGUCUAAUUGGAGAGCAAUUUGAAACAUUGAAAAAGGGUGAUCGAUUCUGGUACGAGACAUCAGAUUCAGAAAUUGGAUUCACUGAAGAUCAGUUGCAUUCAAUAAAGAGAAUGAAGCUAUCAAAGCUAUUCUGUGAGAACUUUGGAUUGCACCAAAUUCAAAGACGAAUUUUCAAUGUGGUAUCAGAAUGGAACGGACUAGAACUUUGUACAGAUUUACCCGAUAUCAACCUACAGCUAUGGCGCGAAAAUUAGUGAAAUAGGACAAUAUUCUGUAUAAUGUAUUUAGUGCUAUGCAAUAAUAACUUUUUUCUGUUCAUCUUCCACUCUAUUUAAGACUUUGAUAUCAAACAUCAAUGGUAUGUUAAGUAAAAUUAAACAUAACAUUGCU
Messenger RNA from Mytilus californianus (California mussel), 2170 nucleotides. RefSeq names its product peroxinectin A-like. Gene Ontology annotation, biological process: response to oxidative stress. NCBI's taxonomy places the organism in Eukaryota, Metazoa, Mollusca, Bivalvia, Mytilida, Mytilidae. The transcript has 13 exons. Gene Ontology annotation, molecular function: peroxidase activity; heme binding. The record is from RefSeq and is a predicted model, not a curated record. Bases 7 to 2034 code for a protein of 675 amino acids.